Messenger RNA from Anastrepha ludens (Mexican fruit fly), 1449 nucleotides. RefSeq lists its product as uncharacterized. Gene Ontology annotation, cellular component: apical junction complex; apical plasma membrane; cell cortex. The transcript is spliced from 3 exons. Gene Ontology annotation, biological process: intracellular protein localization; cell adhesion; microtubule cytoskeleton organization. Gene Ontology annotation, molecular function: phosphatidylinositol binding. The record is from RefSeq and is a predicted model, not a curated record. NCBI's taxonomy places the organism in Eukaryota, Metazoa, Arthropoda, Insecta, Diptera, Tephritidae. The coding region runs from base 702 to 1031 and encodes 109 amino acids.
AAUGACGAAGCAAAGGUAAACGGCAGAAUUCCAUGGAAGCCAAGUGACAAACGAGUUGUUGACAUGAGUGCGAACGGGAGUGAAACGCGCGUGUGCGGUGAACGCGAUUUUUGAAAAUUUCAAAUUGUUCAUGUGUGUAAUGGGUAAAAUGCGUUUACUGAUCGGAUUUAACGAAAACUAACCAAUUCAAUGUAUUUGCUAAAUGUAAAUUCAAAAAAAUACGCGAUUAACUUAAUAGUUUAACAAAAAGUAAAUUAAAUGUGAAUCACAGUACAAACGAAAUAUAUAAAAUGUAAGCGAAAAUUAACCAACGAACGUGUAUGUGAGAUAGUGCAAAAAGAAGAAAGAGAGUAAGCAAUAACUAAGAAUUGAUAAAAAUGCCAUAAGUGCCGACUGCGACAAACAAACGGCGACGAAGGUAAAUGGAAACGUUAAUAAUGCAAAAGCGGUGAAGAAAAAGAGACAAGUGAAGUAAAUAAAGUGUUACAACAUUUUUCUUUGUGAAAUGUUAAAUUUAAAAACUAAUGUGCAGUUUAAAUGUUAAACUCAUAAACGUAAAUGUAGUUAAUUUCACGAAAAGCAAAAUCGCGAGAAGUCUUGUACACCCCAAGGUGUUAAGUGUUUUGUUUAAAUAUAAACAAGUAGAAAAAUUUAUAUAAACGAACGAAAUCGGUCAUUGAAAAACGUGCAACUUUGAAGCAAUGAAGGUCACCGUGUGUUUUGGUGCCAUUCGCAUUGUCGUGCCAUGCGGCAGCGGCGAUUUACUGGUGAAGGAUCUUAUCAACGAGGCAACCAGGCGUUACAAGAAAGCAGCAGGAAAGGUAAGCAAUUUGCAACAUGCUGUUUUAUUUCGCAUUCCAUUCGCUGAGAGGCAGGUGCACUUGGUAACAUUUCCUCUAUAUUCCACAAGCUAUAAAUACAAACAUACACAUAUACACAUACAAAUUUGUAUACCACGCUUACUUUCAACUAAGCCGCUACAACAUUGCACCAUCAAUAAAUGCCAACUGGAGGCACAAAAUGUUGGAUAACAAAAGCAACCCGCAUACGGCACCUAUAGAGGAGUAAGUGCCUGCCUACAUAUCCAAGUAUAUCCAAACACACAUUUUUGUUUGCUAUUUUCUGGUUAGCCUUUGGCUUUGUUUAUAUACAAAAGGAAGUUUGGCACUUGGCGACGUGCCAUCAAUUUUUUAUCUUAUCAGAGGUCAUCUAUUUACCAUAGAAUUUUGUAUAGUGCAACCUACUACUAUAAUAAGUCAUGAAUGUGGGUUCUCAUAUGUGUAAGCAAAUAGUUCCUGCCUAGCGGCGGUCUUUGUUGACUUACUAUGAGGCUACAUGACAGCCCAUUCCACGGUUAUCGUAGCGCUACACAUUUUUUUAUGCCCGAUAUUAUUUGUUCCUUAAAAAAAAAUCUAUUUUUUUAUCGCGCUUUAAACUCAACCCAUGUUU